Messenger RNA from Chelmon rostratus (copperband butterflyfish), 4344 nucleotides. It is a transcript of the gene timeless, whose product is annotated as timeless circadian clock. Bases 162 to 3917 code for a protein of 1251 amino acids. Gene Ontology annotation, cellular component: replication fork protection complex. The transcript has 30 exons. Gene Ontology annotation, biological process: replication fork arrest; DNA replication checkpoint signaling; DNA repair. The record is from RefSeq and is a predicted model, not a curated record. Gene Ontology annotation, molecular function: DNA binding. Lineage: Eukaryota; Metazoa; Chordata; Actinopteri; Chaetodontiformes; Chaetodontidae.
CGAGACUUUUUGAUUUGUAAGAGAGCCGACUGGAGACCAACGUUAUACUAAUAGAAAAGCUCUUAACUUUAUACACCAACAGUUACUGGAAAGGACACCUGUAGAGUAACAGCAUUUCAACGAUUGGGCUGAACCUCCACCUUUAUGCUGUCUGAUGGUGUAUGGACUUACUCAGAAUGAAUUGCGAGCUUUUGGCAACGUGCAGCGCUCUUGGCUAUCUGGAGGGAGACACCUACCACAAGGAAGCUGAUUGCGAAGAGAGUGUGAAAGACUUGAUCAGGUAUUUACGCCAUGAAGAUGACACCCGUGACGUCCGCCAGCAGUUGGGUGCAGGCCAAAUUGUACAGAAUGAUCUCCUACCUAUUAUCAUUCAGCACGGACAAGACAAGGCCUUAUUUGAUGCAUGCAUCAGGCUCAUGGUCAACCUUACUCAGCCUGCCAUGCUCUGCUUUGGUAAAAUCCCUGAUGACCCUGUGUUUAGACAUCACUUUUUGCAAGUGACAUCUCAUUUACAAGCCUACAAAGAGGCAUUUGCCAGUGAGAGGGUGUUUGGCAUUUUGAGUGAGAUAUUAUACAACCUUCUACAACUGGACUGGGAGCAGAGACAGGAGGAGGAUAACCUGCUGAUAGAGAGGAUCCUGCUGCUGGUCAGGAAUGUGCUUCAUGUACCUGCGGACCCCGGUGAAGAAAAGAAAGUGGACGAUGAUGCCAGCGUCCAUGAUAGGCUGCUGUGGGCCAUUCACAUGAGCGGCUUCGAUGACCUGGUUAAGUUCCUGGCGUCGGCCCAGAGUGAGCAGCAGUGGAGUAUGCAUGUGUUGGAGAUAAUCUCCCUCAUGUUCAGAGACCAGACACCGGAAGCUUUGGUGAGUGCCGGUCAGGCUCGCUCGGCAGAGGAGAAGCAGAGAGAUUGUCAGGAGCUGGAGGCACUGAGGCAGAAGGAGCACGCAGCCAAACGUUCUCGCACAUUACAAAGAGGAACCAGACACUCUCGCUUUGGAGGGUCCUAUGUUGUUCAAGGCCUCAAGUCAAUUGGGGACAAAGACGUUAUUUAUCACAAAACUCUUCAUAAUUUCAAAAAUUAUACUCAUGAUGCAGGCAAAGCAGUGAGACGUGUUCCAAAGAGGAACCGACAGGCUCAGGAAUGUAAGGACAAACGCCGUUCAGCCUUAAAUGUUCGACUCUUCCUGCGAGGGUUUUGCAUGGACUUCCUGGAGAACUGCUACAAUCACCUCAUGUAUCUUGUCAAGGAAAGUCUAAUUCGAGAGCAAACUCAACAACAUGACGAGACGUACUACCUCUGGGCGCUCAGCUUUUUCAUGGCCUUCAACCGCGGCAACGGUUUCCGCGCUGACUUUGUUUCUGAGACCAUGUCCAUCCGCACUUUCCAUUUUAUUGAGCGCAACAUCACCAACUACUAUGAGAUGAUUCUCACAGACCGCAAAGAGGCCACAUCCUGGUCACGCAGGAUGCACCUGGCACUGAAGGCAUAUCAGGAGCUGCUGCUAACUGUGAAUGAGAUGGACCGCUCACGGGAUGAAAGCAUCCGUCAGAGUUCCAGCGUUAUUAAAAGUAACAUAUUUUACCUGAUGGAAUACAGAGAGAUUUUCCUGACUUUGCUGAGGAAGUAUGAUGAAACCAGACAGCCUCACUCUUACCUCAAAGACUUGGUGGAGUCAACUCAUCUCUUCUUGCGCAUGUUAGAACGCUUCUGCAGUGGUCGCAAAAACUUGAUGGUUCAGAAGAAGAAAGUGAAGCGGAAAAGAUCUCGACAUGAUAAAAAGUCCUCGGCUCCAGAAACAAGUCCAGAGGCCCUGGCAGAGACAUGGAAGGUCGUGGAGGAAGAGCUGAAGGGUUCAGGGUUUCAGCUGUCAGAGUCUUUAACUGAAAGCAUCGUGCCCUUCGAUGCCACAUCUGAAACACCACUGGAGGAACAGCGGACUGAGGCCAUGGUGCGGGUGCAGGACGCCCUGCUGGUUCGACUGGGACCAGAAGCGCUGGGGCUGCUGCGCGCUGCCAGGGAGGUGUGGCCAGAGGGAGACGUAUUUGGGUCAGCUGAUGUGGAACCUGAAGAAGAACUGGAACUCCUCAAGCAGAUCCUGCACGCCAACCUGCCAAGGUCAUCUCCUCCUGAGCCUGUGGUAGAGGAUGAGGAUGAUGCAGCAGAGUUAGAGGAGGAAGAGCUGGAAUCGAUCCAGGUUUCUGAAACAGAAUUCAACUUUCUGGACUUUAUCAAGAGGUUUGCCAACCCCAGUAUUGUGCGUCCAUACCUCCUCUUAUUAAAGUCAUACUCAAAAAACACACCUCACACCAACCACUGCAUCGCUCGAAUGCUGCACCGCUUGGCUGUCAACCUCAAAAUGGACGCCCUGCUUUACCAGCUGUCAGUCUUCAAUCUUUUAAACAAGAUCCUAAGCGACCCUGCCGCAGCUGCGUACAAGGAACUGGUGACCUUUGCCAAGUAUGUGCUGAACCGUUUCUUUUCACUGGCAGCACAGAACAACAAGGCAUAUGUUGAACUGCUGUUCUGGAAAAAUGUGGGGGCUGUACGUGAGAUGACUGAAGGCUACAGCAAAGAUGGAGAGGGAAAGAAACCAACGUGGACUGAAGAGGAGGAAGAGGAGUUGCGCAAGCUUUAUGAGGAGCACCGUCAUUCUGAAGUACCAGAUAUAGUGGAGACUCUGCUGCCGUUACUCAGCAACAGCACCCGUACUCGACGCCAGGUAGUGACGCAGCUGGUGCAUAUGGGUCUGGUCGACAACGCAAAGGAACUCAAGAAACCAAAGAAAGGUACCCAGAUUGUUCUUUGGACUGAGGAGCAGGAGCAGGAGCUGGAGAUGCUCUACGAGGAGUACAAGGACUCUGAUGAUGUGCUGGGUAACAUCCUGAAGAAGCUCACAGCCAAGCGGUCGCGUGCACGUGUGGUGGACAAGCUGCUCAGUAUGGGCAUGGUGUCUGAGAGACGAGAGCUUUAUAAGAAGAGGAGUCGCGGUGGUCAAGGGAAGAGCUCUGGAAAAGGAAUGACUGAAGAAGAGUUCCUCGAAGGACUUACACAAGGUUUCCCAGAUGAGCCUGUGGACAGAGAUGAUGAAGAUGAGGGAGAGGAUGAGUCUGAAGAGAGUGAGGAAGAGGAAGGCGAAGAGCAAGAACAGGAAAAAUCACAAAACGGAGGAAGGAGGAGCCAAAGCCUGCACUCCCCAGCAGAGAGGAGAGCAGAUAUAGGCCCCAUGGUGUAUGCUCUACAACAGGAAGGCAUGUCUGGACCCAUGUUGUGGCUACAGAAUUGUCUGAACAGAACAGCAGAGGACCGCGAAGAUGAUGGUGUGUCCCAGGCUGUACCGAUUGUUCCUCUGACAGAGGCUAAUGAAGAAGCCAUGGAAAACAAGACCUUCCGCAAACUGUUGCGCAAACUGGGAAUGCGAGCACCUGCAAAUGAACAGGAGACCUUUUGGAGGAUCCCAGCAAAGAUCAGUGCGUCCCAGCUUCGGAGUGCAGCUGCAGCUCUUAGUCCAAGAGAGGAAGACCCUAAAGGAGACGAGGAGCAAAAUGGCUCCACGAGUCCGACCGGAGAAUCCCAGGAGGAGGAGGAGGUCUCUAGUGAACAGAGAGCUCAGGCUCUGAGAGCUCUGCUGCUCACGCGCAAGAGGAAACACCACAACUCAGAGCAUGCAGCUCCUGUGUCAGACUUCUCUCUGGUUGAUGACACAGACAGCACAGUUGAGAGAUCCCAGGAGAAGACCUCAGCUAAAAGAAGCAGAAGCAGAGUGUUGGACGAUGAUGAGGAGAAUGCGGAGGACUCUACCACUGCAGUGGAUAUGGAUACCAACGGUGAUGCAGAUUCAGACAGGGAGGAUAUCGCUGCUCCUGUGAAGCGUAGACGGAAGAUGGCCUUAAUUGAUGAAGAGGAAGAUGAGGAUUAGUGACUUUCUUUAAUGGACUGUAAAAAAAACUGCAGGCAAGGGAGACAUAAAAGUCCCUCAUUUUGCUCAGAGGUGGAUGCAGUCCUCUGGAGGUCUGCAGCCCAGACAGCGGAAACUCUAUUAAUGGAAUACCAAACAAGCCAAAGAAAUGGGCCUUUCGACCAGCCCCAGUGGGAACAUAGAUCAUAUUAAGCAAUUUUGUUUUGUCAUCUCUUUGGUCAGCUUGAUUGGUGCCUUUAUGUAUUUGUGGUAAAUGAGCUCUGCCAGUCCUCUAUUUUGUGAAUUGUUCUUUUUCUCUUAGCGUUCUCAGCAUGAACAUUACACAGAUAUUGCUGUCUGAGAAAGUUUUGCAUCACUUUGUUUAUAACUCAAUCAAUUCCAGUGUAGACCUUGGAGUUUAAUUCAUGCCUUCUUAUUAAUAAAAAAG